AUGGCUCUGAACAAGACUGAACAAAUAUCGCCAGGGGAACAAGAUCAAGAAAGUUCGGACGGACAAUGUCCUUGCUUUGUCCCAGAAUCCAACCCAUUACCAAACACCUUACCAAGCGCCAACUCUAUCCGAGACUUGGUCUCCUUCACCAUCAACACUGCUCCUCCGGAUCCGAUUAACAUGGCACUUGGUCAGAUCCAGCAUACUCUUCAGUCUCUACUCAUCUCAGGCUUUGAACGACCGUUCGAUCACACCACGGACAAUGCCAAGCUCUUGGGCUGUGUCGAGCUUCUUGAUCAAUAUUUCUUCCAUCACACGUUGACUCGUCCGAGCUCUGAGUUCGUCUCAUCGGGUUCUUUCCAUCAUCUUGAAGAUGGGGUCUUUCCUGCCGGUGCCGUCCUUUUGCCAAAGCGCAAUUGGGUUCAUCUGACCGUCAACAUCCCGGACAUGUCCGCUGUCAGCGGCUGUCUCCUCUCGUCGUCCCGCGUUCGCGCUCUCAUCACUGUCCGCUCUGCCUACCCGCUACUGUCCGGCGGCGUCCGUCCGGUGGCCUUUGCUGCUGCCAUUGAGGGCCUGAUCCAUGAGAUGGUACAUGCAUAUCUGCUCGUCUUUGGCUGCGAUCGCCGUGAGGACUGUCUCAACCGAAAGUUCAAGAACGGGGACCGCCGAGAUUGGCACGGACGACACUUACACAAGUUACUUACACAUGUGUAUGAGACUAUUCAGGAGUGGCACAUUUCCCUGUCGGACUUUGGGUUGGUGUAUAUGGAGGAUCGAGAGUACUGUUGCUAA
Messenger RNA from Verticillium alfalfae VaMs.102, 792 nucleotides. RefSeq lists its product with no specific name. The record is from RefSeq and is a predicted model, not a curated record. Bases 1 to 792 code for a protein of 263 amino acids. The transcript has a single exon. NCBI's taxonomy places the organism in Eukaryota, Fungi, Ascomycota, Sordariomycetes, Glomerellales, Plectosphaerellaceae.